AAGGAAAAGAUGUUAUCCCGGUUAAGAGUAGUUACCACUCCUUGCACUUUGGUAUGUCGGCAUUUGCACAUAAAAGAGAAGGGCAAACCACUUAUGUUGAAUCCAAGAACAAACAAGGGAAUGGCAUUCACAUUACAGGAACGACAAAUGCUUGGUCUUCAAGGACUUCUACCUCCCAAAAUAGAGACACAAGACAUUCAAGCCUUACGAUUCCAUAGAAACUUGAAAAAAAUGAAUAGCCCUUUGGAAAAAUACAUCUAUAUAAUGGGAAUACAAGAAAGAAAUGAGAAAUUGUUCUAUAGAAUUCUGCAAGAUGAUAUUGAAAGUCUGAUGCCAAUUGUAUAUACACCGACAGUUGGUCUUGCCUGCUCCCAGUAUGGGCACAUCUUCAGAAGACCCAAGGGAUUGUUUAUUUCAAUCUCAGACAGAGGCCAUGUUAGAUCAAUUGUGGAUAACUGGCCAGAAAAUCAUGUUAAGGCUGUUGUGGUGACUGAUGGAGAAAGAAUUCUAGGUCUUGGAGAUCUGGGUGUCUAUGGAAUGGGAAUUCCAGUAGGAAAGCUUUGUUUGUACACAGCUUGUGCGGGAAUACAGCCUGAUAAAUGCCUGCCUGUAUGCAUCGACGUGGGAACUGAUAAUCUAGCACUCUUAAAAGAUCCAUUUUACAUGGGUUUGUACCAGAGACGAGAUCGCUCACAGCAUUAUGAUGAACUGAUUGAUGAGUUUAUGAAAGCUAUUACGGACAGAUAUGGCCGGAACACACUUAUCCAGUUUGAAGACUUUGGGAACCACAAUGCAUUCAGGUUCUUGAGAAAAUACCGAGAAAAGUAUUGUACUUUCAAUGAUGAUAUUCAAGGGACAGCGGCAGUGGCUCUUGCCGGUCUUCUUGCAGCACAAAAAGUUAUCAGCAAACCAAUCUCACAACACAAAAUCUUAUUCCUUGGAGCAGGAGAGGCUGCUCUUGGAAUUGCAAAUCUAAUAGUUAUGUCUAUGAUAGAAAAUGGGCUCUCAGAAGAAGAGGCACAAAAGAAAAUCUGGAUGUUUGACAAGUAUGGUUUAUUAGUUAAGGGGCGGGAAGCCAAAAUAGACAGUCAUCAGGAACCAUUUGCUCACUCAGCCCCAGAGAGCAUACCAGAUAGUUUUGACGAGGCAGUAAAUAUACUUAAGCCUUCAACUAUAAUUGGAGUUGCAGGCGCUGGCCGUCUUUUUACUCCUAAUGUGAUCAAAUCCAUGGCUCAUAUCAAUGAAAGGCCUGUAAUAUUUGCACUGAGUAAUCCAACAGCAAUGGCUGAGUGCACGGCUGAAGAAGCAUAUACACUUACAGAGGGAAGGUGUUUGUUUGCCAGUGGCAGUCCAUUUGAGCCCGUGAAACUCAGAGAUGGGCGAGUCUUUAUACCAGGUCAAGGAAACAAUGUAUAUAUUUUCCCAGGUGUGGCUUUAGCUGUUAUUCUCUGUAACACCCGGCACAUUAGUGACAAUGUUUUCCUAGAAGCUGCAAAGGCACUGACAAGCCAACUGACGGAUAAAGAGCUCGCCCAAGGGAGACUUUACCCACCACUUGCUAAUAUUCAGGAAGUUUCUAUUAACAUUGCUAUUAAAGUUACAGAAUACCUGUAUGCUAAUAAAAUGGCUUUCCGAUACCCAGAGCCCGAAGACAAGGCCAAAUAUGUGAAAGAAAGACUAUGGCGGAGUGAAUAUGAUUCCUUGCUGCCAGAUGUGUAUGCAUGGCCAGAAUCGGCAUCGAGCCCUCCUCUGAUAGCAGAGUAGAAGCACUCCUACUGACAAGUACUUUCCAUGCUUCAGGGAGCCCCCUUUUCAGAGAAAAAGAUAAUUUUUCUCAGAUUUAUGUUAUUUUCCAUGUUUUUCCUGCCGUGCAACUCUGCUUGACUUAUUUUUCCCCUACAUCUCCACAUCUGUUGGGGUCGAUGUGUCGAUGUACUGUUAAUGCCCACUGGACCCUACAGUCAGACAUCCGGGCUUCAGUUGUCACAGCUCAUGUCACAUCCCAGAGACGUUACAAAUGCGUGUGUGAAUGUCUGCACUUAGUUGACCUCUUAUUUGCCCUUGCCAGGAUUUUGCUAUUUGCUGUUAUAAGUAAUAAUCUUCUCUCACCCAGUUCCUUUACAACUACUAAGAGAGAAAUUUCCUUUUGUGGAUAUGCAUACCGGAUUUUGAGAGAAGCCAAAUUUUAAACAAAUUUCAAGGGAGAAUGGUUAUUAUCAAAAAUGUCCUUUUAUAUCAGCUUCAUCUUACCUUCAUGCUCUGAAAUCUCUUUAUAGCAGAUAGAUCCAGAGAGACAUGAAAAAUUUACCCUCUUAUUUAUUUUAGAAUUCAAUUAAAGUUUAACCAACAUUAUGAGUGAGUAAUGGGAAUUACUGCUGCCUUUAGACAAAUAAAACAGUCAUUGUUUUCAACAGUGUAUAAAAAUCAUAGUGUAACUUUUUUAUUUAAUAAAAGUAAUAUCUUAAGUUUA
This is a messenger RNA of Carlito syrichta (Philippine tarsier), 2470 nucleotides long. RefSeq names its product malic enzyme 2 (gene ME2). The record is from RefSeq and is a predicted model, not a curated record. The transcript is spliced from 15 exons. Gene Ontology annotation, biological process: malate metabolic process; pyruvate metabolic process. Bases 10 to 1764 code for a protein of 584 amino acids. Lineage: Eukaryota; Metazoa; Chordata; Mammalia; Primates; Tarsiidae. Gene Ontology annotation, cellular component: mitochondrion. Gene Ontology annotation, molecular function: malate dehydrogenase (decarboxylating) (NAD+) activity; NAD binding; malate dehydrogenase (decarboxylating) (NADP+) activity.